CCGGACGGGAGGUCCUGACGCCCUUCCCAGGGAUGGGCACCGCAGUGGCCCCAGCGCAGGGUGGGGCCCACCUGAAGCAGUGUGACCUGCUGAAGCUGUCGCGCCGGCAGAAGCAGCUCUGUCGGCGGGAGCCUGGCCUGGCUGAGACCCUGCAGGAUGCCGCCCACCUCAGCCUGCUCGAGUGUCAGUUCCAGUUUCGGCAUGAGCGCUGGAACUGCAGUCUGGAGGGGAGGACAGGCCUGCUCAAGAGAGGUUUCAAGGAGACGGCCUUCCUGUACUCGGUGUCCGCGGCCGCCCUCACCCACACCCUGGCCCGGGCCUGCAGUGCCGGGCGCAUGGAGCGCUGCACCUGUGACGACUCUCCAGGCCUGGAAAGCAGGCAGGCCUGGCAGUGGGGCGUGUGCGGUGACAACCUCAAGUACAGCACCAAGUUUCUGAGCAACUUCCUGGGGCCCAAGAGAGGAAGCAAAGACCUGCGGGCACGGGUAGAUGCCCACAACACCAAUGUGGGCAUCAAGGCUGUGAAGAGUGGCCUCAGGACCACUUGUAAAUGCCACGGCGUGUCAGGCUCCUGUGCCGUGCGCACCUGCUGGAAGCAGCUCUCCCCGUUCCGAGAGACGGGCCAGAUGCUGAAGCUGCGCUAUGACUCAGCCGUCAAGGUGUCCAGUGCCACCAACGAGGCCUUGGGCCGCCUGGAGCUGUGGGCACCUGCCAAGCUGGGCAGUGCCACCAAGGGCCUGGCCCCCCGGCCCGGGGACCUGGUCUACAUGGAGGACUCACCGAGCUUCUGCCGGCCCAGCAAGUACUCCCCUGGCACUGCAGGCAGAGUGUGCUCCCGGGAAGCCAGCUGCAGCAGCCUGUGCUGCGGGAGGGGCUAUGACACCCAGAGCCGCCUGGUGGCCUUCUCCUGCCACUGCCAGGUGCAGUGGUGCUGCUACGUGGAGUGCCAGCAGUGUGUGCAGGAAGAGCUCGUGUACACCUGUAAGCACUAGGUCUGUUGCCCAGUGUGCCAGCCGGGCACUGCCAGGACCUCUCUCGGCGUCCAGCACCUGGAGGCCACCCCGCUGUCCAUCUGGUCCCUCCAGGCAGGUACACCUGCAUGCAUGCGCUCAUCAGUGUAUGUGCCAGAGCACAUGUACUCCUCUCCAUCGCGCCUGGCAGUCUCCCUUCCCUCAACACUCAGCACCGGAGGUGCAGGCCCUAAUCCUGAACCCGAGGGUCCUCAGCCUUUUGAGGACUUGGAGCAGGAAGGCAGAGUGGGAAAGUUGUGGAAGGAAAUAAGAGAGACAAGGAGGUGGGCAAAA
This is a messenger RNA of Miniopterus natalensis, 1304 nucleotides long. The record is from RefSeq and is a predicted model, not a curated record. NCBI's taxonomy places the organism in Eukaryota, Metazoa, Chordata, Mammalia, Chiroptera, Miniopteridae.